Daldinia childiae is the source of this 1581-nucleotide messenger RNA. RefSeq names its product tRNA (guanine-N(7)-)-methyltransferase non-catalytic subunit trm82. Bases 1 to 1581 code for a protein of 526 amino acids. Gene Ontology annotation, cellular component: cytosol; nucleus; tRNA methyltransferase complex. Gene Ontology annotation, molecular function: protein binding; tRNA (guanine(46)-N7)-methyltransferase activity. NCBI's taxonomy places the organism in Eukaryota, Fungi, Ascomycota, Sordariomycetes, Xylariales, Hypoxylaceae. The record is from RefSeq and is a predicted model, not a curated record. The transcript has 3 exons. Gene Ontology annotation, biological process: RNA (guanine-N7)-methylation.
AUGAAUCUGCCAUACCAAUAUCUAAGCAGACUUGGACAAAGCUCCAUCCUCUGCGCUGCCAAGGGAGCCAGCAUCCACACAUUCGACCUCGAGGCCGGCAACUCAUUUCUCUCAUCAUGGACUCACCCCCUCACAAAGCAAGCCAGCAGCGGCGAACCUCAGGAAACCAGUCAGGAAGGUCAAGAACUCAAUGAGCAAGAGAGUGGUCAGCGCCCAUCGAAAAAGCGCAAGCUGAAUGAAGACAAGAAGCCCGGCGCUGAGGAGGGUACUAGUCAAGCUGACACGGGCGCAGUAGAAACGACGGCAAAUGGGAAUGGGAAAAAGAAGCAUAAGCCCGAUUCUCGUGUUCAGGGGCCGGAAAUCCCGUUCGUAGCUCUCAUGACAGCAACGGAAGAUGGGAGAUAUUUAGUCGCCGUAACUGGCCAAGAUAAGACGCUUUGGGUAUUCGAACAUGACGGGAAGGGCGAGCUUAAGGAAAUAAGUCAAAGAGUCAUGCCCAAGCGUCCCAGCUCCAUCGCCAUCACCCCGGACGGGACUACAAUCCUAUCCGCAGACAAAUUCGGAGACGUCUACUCACUACCUCUGAUCCCAACCGCCACACCCCCCGAGGCACCCAGCACCCCCAGCACGCCCUCCAGCGCGCCCGCCCCAGCUCCAUCUUUCAAGCCCGCAGCUAACCGACUAACCGUGCACUCCCAGCGCAACCUGCGCGCCCUAGAAGAGCAAGAGCGCAUCCUAGCCAGCCGCAAAGGCGAACCCGCCAAAGACGUUCCCCCGGCGUCCAAGUACGAGCCGAUCCUAGGCCACGUCUCGAUGCUGACGGCCCUGGUCCUGGCCACUGCGGACGGCAGGCCCUACAUCAUCACGGCCGACCGCGACGAGCACAUCCGCGUCUCGCGCGGCAUCCCCCAGGCGCACGUCGUCGAGAACUAUUGUCUCGGCCACGAGGCUUUCCUCAAUGCCCUCUGUGUACCUGCCUCUCGCCCGGAAGUCCUGGUCUCGGGGGGCGGGGACGACGAGCUGUUCGUGUGGAAUUGGAAGGCCGCUCAGUUACUCGGCAAGACGGACCUCCUUCCCCAUAUUAAGGAGAUAGUGCCUAGCGCGGAGCAAGUCGCCGUGUCGCAGUUACUUUCGUACGAUGUAGACGAGAGAUGCUUCAUAUUAGCUAUUUGCGAGCACGUCCCGGCAAUCUUCACAUUCGAAGUCCUCCCAGACAAUACUCUCAACCACGUGCAGACAUUACGUUUACAAAACAGCCCCCUAAACGCUCUCAUCACCACCAGGCCAGAAAGCUCUCUUAAAUUAGUCGUCGCAACUGAUCCCCCGCAGCCAACUACCGACGACAGCACGACACAAACAGAGGGAGAUACCCCCAUGACAGUGGCAGAACCAACCCAGUCUCUUCUGCUCUUCGAGCGAGACGAGACAGGAAAUUGGGUUCAGAAAGGGGGCAUUCAGGAUAUCGCCGAGGGAAAUCUAGAUGUUUCGCGGAAGGAGUUGGAGACUAUUCUAUAUACGGUCGAACACCUGCGGAAGACCGAGUUUACGGACGAUGUUGAAGGAGGCUCUGCUGCACCCUAA